AUGAUUAUCAAUUGGACCAAUGCGUUUAAGGUUUUAAGGGAUACAAAGACAAAGGAACGUUUUAUGCGAACAAGCUUAACUUUUGAGUAUCUCGCCAGACAAUCGAAAUCGAUGAGCUGUUCUUUGUGCUACAAAUUGAUGGAUAUUAAUGAUUUAUUGUGUGAAGGAUGCUUUCAUAAGCUUCAUCCUCCUCCAAUAGACUUUAAGAUCUCCAUUGCCGUUGAAUGUGCCAAGGUGCUGCGAAGAAUAAGAGGAAACGAGACAAAGCCUUCUGAGCCUCCCAGCGAGGAUGAAAUCAAACUCCUUCAGCUUCUUAAUAUUCCCGAGAACUGCUCUCUGAGGGAUCUAGCUGAAAAGAUUUUUUCUUUGAAGUCUACACAACUAAGCUGUGGAGAGAGACUUAUACUCAGCAAUAUAAAGCUGAAGAUACAAGCAGAAACAGCAAAUAAGUGGACUACAGUGAGGAUAAAAACAAUGAUGGAUCUCUUAGAUGAGCAAUUGAACAUUGUAAAGCUAAAAUAUCUGGUCGGCCUAAGAAACCUAAGGUUUGAUGAUGUACUUUUGUUGAAGAAACAUAUAGUAGAAAUCAGGAAGCACAAAGACUGCCUGGCCGAGAUGCUAGGGAACAGAUCAAUCAUAUAA
This is a messenger RNA of Encephalitozoon hellem ATCC 50504, 642 nucleotides long. RefSeq lists its product as uncharacterized. The coding region runs from base 1 to 642 and encodes 213 amino acids. The transcript has a single exon. The record is from RefSeq and is a predicted model, not a curated record. NCBI's taxonomy places the organism in Eukaryota, Fungi, Microsporidia, Unikaryonidae.